Messenger RNA from Cinara cedri, 18241 nucleotides. The record is from the annotation of a GenBank genome assembly. Lineage: Eukaryota; Metazoa; Arthropoda; Insecta; Hemiptera; Aphididae.
AUCAAAUAUAUAUAAAUAUAUAUAUAUAUGAUAAUAGUGUGAUAAAAAGUUUUUGAACGUCUAGUAAUUUUACAACUUUUCAUAAUUCAUAAAUAAUAAUUGUUUAGAGAAUUAAGAAUCUAUCUUAUAAUACUAUGUGUGUUUUAAAAUAGUAUUUAAGUAAUGAAUAUCUACUUAAAGGUACUAAGUAACAAUGGCACAAUGUAACUUUUGUAUUAGAUUAAAUCAAGUAAAUAAUCAUCAUCCACUGCUUAUGCAUAAUCAACCAUGGUCAGUGCAAUAGUUUUACUUAUUCAAACUACAAUGUAGUUAAUUACAAUAUUAUAACACAUUAGAAUACAUAUAAUUAUAAAUGGUCAACAGUUAUCCAGUUGAUCAUGUUGCAUUCAAACGACAAAUAACAUGAUCAACAAUGCAUUGCAUUCAGUUUUGGUUUGUUUCGUUAAAUAAUUGGUUGUUAACAACAUGUCUUCAACAAACAAACACGAUUCUGAAAAAGAUGAUGAAACUGAGCAAUGUAGUAAGUAUUAGUAUAUUUAAUAAUCAAAUACUAAACAUUGUAGACUGUUGUUUUAUGCAUAUUAUGUUUUCCACAAUACAAAAUUGAUACAACUCAUUAAAUAUAAGUGAUUAAUUAUAUAUUUAUGUUUGUUAUGUAAAUAGUAAAUAUAUUUUUGAAUCAUUACCUUUAGUUAAUAAUUUAAAAUAAAAUAUUAUUUUAUAGGUAUUAAUUUUUUUUUUUUUUGAAAUAUGAAUAAAUAAACUAUCAUAAUAAAAAGUAAUAAAUUAAGUCAUAAUAAAUAAACAAAUAAAUCUGCUAAAUUUGUAUUAUUAUUUGAUAAUGUAUGUAUGCAUAUAUAUAUAUAUAUAUAAUAUUGUGUUAUAAUGGCUGAUAAUUUAAUGAUACUAUAAAGAAGAGAUAAAGUAGGUACCUCAUUAUUUUAAUUGUUUUCAAACCCAUUCAUUCAAUCAGUGUUAAAGAAGCAGAAGAAUGCUACAAUAAUUUUGAUGUAAUUUAUUUUAUCCAAAGUACACAUAAACAGUAUAUAUCAAGUGUAAUACCUAAUAAGUUAUUUAACAAUUUUAAAACAAUUUUUUUAAAAAUAUUUUUGGUGUUAAUGUAUGGAUAUAUGGGGCUAUUCAUUAGAUUCAGUAAUUUUACCACUUAAAAUUAAUAUUUGUGUAUAAAAUUAAUAUUAUUUGUAAAUAAAUUUAUAAGAACAGCUAAUAAAUUAAAUUAAAACCCAGAGAUAGAGAGCUAGAUAAAAUUUUUGUUUUAAUUUUUUUUAAAUAAUACCUAUAUAAAAAAAAAAAAAUAGCAUCACACAUUUUCAAUUAUUUUAAUAUCAAUUUUCAUCAAUUAUCAGGCUUUAAAUUAUACUGAGAUAUAUUAAAAAUUAUACAAUUAAUAAUAUAAAUCAAAAAUUAAAAAUUGUGUUUUAUGAAGAAUAUUUAUCUAUUUUACAUAUUAGCGCAUGGCGGUAAUUACAAAUAAUAUAUACAUUUACAUGUAUAAUCGUGCUAUAGUACAAAGUUUGAUAAUAUUUAUAAGCGAUAAAAAUUAGUACAUAAAGAGAAUAAGAAUAAAGAUUAUAAGUAUGUUUAUAUAUUGAAUGUUUUAUGAGGAAUUAUAAUUUCUACAUAUUUUACAUAAUUAAAAAAAAUCCUCAAAAUGAAAUGAUUCUAUGAUAACCAUCCAUAUCCCUUUUAUAUUCUAAUCAAAAUGAAAAUCAUCAAUGAUGAAAUGCUCUUAGUUUCUGAACAUUUUUUUUUAUUUGUCUGUUAACAACUUUACAGCAGACAAAAUAUUUUGAAAAACAACCUGCAACCCAGAAAACUAUAGAUGUCUUCUGAAAUAGUAGAAUCAAUUAAAGAGCGAAAUAAUAAUAAUCAUAUUUUAUAAGACAAAGCUUAUAUUUUAAAUCAAGAGGAUAAUAACCAAUAAAUUAAAGGACCUCUCAUCACUGAAGAAAAAUUCUAAUGAACAAUGAGGGGACUGAGUGAUAAAAUGGCAACAGGAGUGGAUGAACAGAUUUAACAAAAAUUGUAAAAAACAAGAAGAUCCCUAAUCAAUAUUAUAACUAACUACUGCAAUUAUGGUCUAAUACCUUCAGAUUUCAUAACUCUACCAAAAAAAGAAAAUUUAAUAGAUUGUGAAAACUAUAUUGCAAUUUUAUCUUAUCCAUCCAAAAAACUGUUAAAUAUUAUUAAAAAUAAACUAAAUAAUAAAAUAUAAUUAAAAUUGGAUGGAUAUCAGUUUGGUUUUAGAAAUGGAAGUCAAAAGAAAAGAGGUUUUGUCUCUAAGACAGGUAUCGGAGAGAAGAAUUAAUUUUGAUAAGACAACUUUUGUAUAUUUAGUACAUUUUCACAAAAUCGAAGAUAAAUAUUUUAUAACAUAAUGUUCAUAUUACUAUAAAUAUUUACUAAUAAUACAUUUUUAAUUUUCUAAAUUUUUUGAAGUUAAGUAUAGUUGCCUAAUUUAUUUCAUCUUUUCAUUUAGUCAGCCUUGAAUAGAAUGCAGGAAAAUACAGUGGAGAUUUCAAUCAACGAUAACUAAGUUCAUUCUAUUCAAUUUGCAGAUCGUUUUUUUAUUGAUUUGCAUAUAACAUCACCUUAGUAGCAGACACAGCAGAUCUCAAUUAUAUGCUAAAAUAUUUAAAUGAAAUCUUAAAUAAUUCAGUUUGAAAAUCAUGAAAACAAAAUAUGGAUAGCCAUAGGGCUAUCAUAAACACAAUGAAUACAUGUAUGCAAACAUGAAAGUCAAUAAUGAAUCUAUAAAUCAAGUGAAUGAAUUCUUUUACUUGGGAAGUUUAAUUUUCAAAGACAACAGAUCAACCAAAGAAAUUAGUAAGAAAAUCACUCUUAGUAAAUAAGCAUUUGAAAAUAAAUAAGCCUUAUUAAUUAACAAUCACUCACCUAAGUAAUAACAUUAAUGAAGAAAUUAAAACAUAAUUCUUCAUAGUUGAAAAAUAUGAUCAGACUGGAAGCGACAAAGAUAUGGCUGUGGAAGAGGAUGACGGGUAUUAAUUAUAUAAAAAAAAAAAAAGACAAACCAAACUACAUUAGAAGAAGUAGGAAGUACCCCAAAUUAUCUACACUAUUAAUAUACAAAUAAUCAGGUUAGAGACCUACUUGCAACACAGUCAUGAGUCAAUUUCUCAAUAACAUCUUUGAAGACAAAAUUCUUGAAAACCAACCAAAAAGCAGAACCAGGAUAUCAUAUUUUAUUGAUGUUAUCCAGCUUAUGGGGUUUACUUCAUAUCACCAAAUAAAGAAAGCAACUUUAAAUACAUAGAGUACUCUAUGUUUCAAUAGACAAACUUGGUUAUACUGACACUGCUCUGCCUUUAGAGUAUGAUGAUGAUAAUAAUAUAUUUUUCACCAGAAAACUUGAGCCAAAGCUUCAAUCAAAAAUCGAUAGAUUAGUUUUUUUGUAAAAUUUUUGGGAACAUCUUAUCAUAUGGAUACUUUUUUAGAUAUUUAUAGAGAUAAAAUAAGGUAUAAAUAUUUUCGAAUUACAAUUUUAAUCUUUGAUUAUAAAUUUUCCAGUAUUGUAAAAAAAAAUAAUGCACAUUUAUCUUUUUUUCUUUAAGUAAAAUUGUACAUUUUAGAUUAUGAGCUAAGUAAGGAAUGUAUUAAUUUUACAGUGAAUGUAUUUUUAUUUUUUAUAUAUUUAAGAGAAUAUUUUUCUAAAUAUUUUUGAUAUGUGUAAUAAUUUACAAAUAUAUGCACUAAUAUUAAAUUUACCGUAUAUGAAUUAUGUAACCAUUUAAAUUUUAAAUUGGAGGAAUAGGUAAGGGUAAUAAAUUACAUGAUUGCACUAUAUCCUACUCCUUUAAUCUAAACUUUAAACAGUUAUAACUCAUAAACAGUAAUCUGUGUGGAGGAAAAGAUGGCUAAACUUGAAAGUGUCAUAACUCAACCCUCAUCACAACUCCGGGGUAAGGGAUACCAGGAUUUGAAUUUAAGAAUAAGAACGGGUCAAGGUAUAUGCAAUAAGUUUACUGCAUAAAUGGAGUAUGACUAAAUCCCUCUAUGUACCUGUGGUGAAGUACAGUCGAUUCAAUAUAUAAUUGACGAGUGCCCAACAUCAAAAUUUAUUAGUGGUACCGAACAGCUACAUAAAGGGGGCCUAGAUGCUCUGAGAAGGCUUAUAAACAUUAUACAAGCAAUAAUUUCGAGUUUAACUUCACCAUCUUCACCUAAUGUUUAAGAGUCUUUGCUAUCAUUGUUAAUGUUUACAUGUUUAAAAUAUUAUUUUUAUUUAUUUUAUUUUAUAUUAUUAUUAUUUUUUGUUAAUGCAUGUUAAUACCAUAUAAUUAAGAUGAUAUGAUAGUAUUAUUACUAUACCUUGUUAUUAAGUUUUAGUUUUAAUUUCAAGAAAAUUAGUAAUAAUAAUAAUAAUACAAAUUUACUAAUUCUUCAAUAAGCAAUAUUUACAAAGAGUAUUAUAAUAAACAAUUUCUGUAGGAUUACCUUCAAAGCCAAAGUGAGAGUUCAUACAAGUACAAUAUUAAAUAAAUAUAACAAGGAAAAAAUAUAAUAAUUAAUUUAAAAUUUUUAAUAUCAUGAAUAAAUUAUAAAUAGUAGUUAAUCAAUAUUCAUCACAAUAAAUUAUCACAAAUACAUAUUAAUAAUACUAAAAUGUUAUUUAAAUCCAAAGAUAUGAGUUUUCUUUUAACUUGCUUAAAAUCAAUGUAAUCAUGAAUACAUAUUUUAUGUUUAAUACAAAAUAAGGUCCAGAUUGAUAAAAAACAUUUCUCAAUUUAGUUAAUGUAAUAUUAAUAUCUUUAACAAAUUGUGUGUUAUAAUUAUGAGUAGAAUUAAUUGUAUUAAUGUAAAACACAACUGCAAAACAUACAUUAUAUAAAGAUACUUAAUAUUUAAAAUUUUACAAUCAUUAUAUAAAAAGUUGUUGGGAUGAGAUUCAGCUUAUUGAAUAUAUAUUUCACAAGAGAAUUUAAUGUUAUAUGUAAUUUUUUUUAUUAUGAGUAUCAAAAACGUUACCCUAAAAUACAAAACCACAGGACACUAUUGAUUGUACUAAAGAUUUGUAACUAAAGAAUUUUGAUAUCAAAUUUUGACAAAAAUCUUAAAUAUUACGGCCUUUCAAAAUAUGUAUAUUCGAACUCUACUAAGAAUCAUUUUUUAUUAGCAAAAAUUAAUUAUUAUGUAUAGAUUUAAAUAUAUUUUAAUAAAAAAAAAAAUACAUUGAUAUUCUACCUUCCCAACUUCUCGCCUACAACAGUGACUGCGACCACAUGCAAAGUAUGUCUGUCCUUUUUAUAAAACAUGACUUAUACAAAUAAAACAAUUAUCCAAUUAUAAAAAUUGAAUUUAUUACCUAUACAUUUUGUAUAACAAUAUGAUUAUAAUUAAAUAUAAAAUGUAUACUUAAAAUUUAAUCAAAAUACUCAAAAACUAAUGAUUAUUUCAAGUAUUUUUCCUAAAAAUGAAUAAUAAAUAUUAAAUUAUAAUUUUUAGUUUAAGUACUUACUUGAUCAUUAAAUUUAAUAUUUUUAUGUUUUUAAUAAAAAAAUAUCAUUACAAUUAAGUUAAUCAAAACAGUUCAAAUGAAAAAUAUACUCAUUAAAAUACAAGUCUACUAAAUGAAAAUUCAAAUACCUGGAGCAAUAUAUUAACACUUAUAAAAUAUUUAAAUACUUUUUAAUACUAGUUUCGUGUUGCUGUUCUUAAAGUUUAUCAAAAGUAUUUUUUGAACUAUUAAGACAUUAAAACAAAUUACCUACCUCUUAAAAACCAUGUAUUAGAUUUUGCAUUUAUGGAUAUACUUAUUGCUUUCCCAACAAAUUGAAUGCAUACUAACGGCCACAAAAAUAUUAAUAUAUCUAGCACACAUAUUAUAAUAUUCAAACAUAAUUAUAUAUUUUAUAAUUUUCUCAGUCUAUUUAAAAUUUAAUAUGUAUAAGUUAACUAAUUUAAAUGUUUAUAUUUGUAAUUUUAUAUAAUACGUAUUUAUUUUGGUAAUAUUUAAAAAAAAAUUAUUAAUUUUUACUUUUUGCUGUUAUUGUAAAAAUAAGUAUUUAAAAAAGAAAUAUGCAUAACUACCAGUAGGUUGGUUAGGUAGGUAUUAGCAUAGUCAAGUAUAGGUACAUACCUAUUUGGUGUAUAUUAGAUAUGACAUUCAAAUUACCAAUAAAUACAUUUUUAAUAACUCCAAAAAAAUACUUUUAUAUUUUGUUUUGUAUUUUUAUAAAACAUUACCUAUACUUAUUUUGUUAUUCAUUUGAUAAGUAGAUAAAUGUUGUGUAAUAUAGUAUUUCCUGUAUUGAAUCAAAACUGAUGACUAAGUAUGGACAAUAACCUUGAUCAUUGAUACCAUAGUGAACGUGACGUAAUAAUAAAAUAGUUACAACCUGUUAUUUUAACAAUUCCAUUAACGUACCAUAAUAUAUUAUUCAUUCAUUAAGAAUGAAAUGCAAUGCGUUCGUUUUUGUAGGCUUGAGGAAUUUGUAGUGUACAAUGUACUAUGUAGAUAGUGUCACAUGACUGACUCAGACGUUAAUCUAACGUGUUCCCCACUUAUUUAGAUGCACUAUUUUUAGAUUCUUUAUCUGUAUAUUUUUCUUCAAUCUUCAUUGGUUUAUAAAUAAAAGUGUAAAAUAUUAACAUAUGUCGUGGCUCACGAGGUUACCUACUAGUUUUACUACUAAUUUUUUUUUUUUAAAUAUUUGUCUAAUUAAUUGUCGUUAUAAUAUCUGAAAGGAGUUGUCCCUGAUGAAAAGUUCAGAAAGUGGAAUAAUAAUAUUGGUAGUGGUAAUACAUUUACAAGACGAGCUCGUUCACUCAAAGAAGAGCUUAUGGAAAUUAUAUCAGCAAUGCGAUCACCUAGUCAUAGUAAUGCAAUCAGUUCCAGAAGUGGUUCGCCGAAAAAUGGUUUGCCAAAGCAAAGACAUGCUUCGUCAGGAAGUAGUCCUAAACGAUCCCUCAAUGACAUUGAUUUUCAUGUUCGACAAGUAAGUUUUAAAAUUAAAUUGUAUUUUAGAAUUUAUUCGUACUUCAAUAAGUUAAACUAUUUAAUAUUUUUCAGAUUCAGAUAGCCUUAAAACAUUUUCUUGAUGUAGUAACAAAAAAUAAAUUAGAAAUGUUAUCGGGAAAUGGUACAGUUGUUUUAGAAACUGUGACAACAAUUUGUGGAGUGAUCAAAUCAUACGAUAUUAAUGAGCGAAGUUCACUGGUUGUAUCUGCUUUGAAUCAAGUUUAUCAAAGUGUAGCUAAACUUAUUAAACUAUGUGAUGAUGUGCUCAUAAAUGGAGAAAAAGCAAUCGAAACUGAUAAUGUGUCAAACAUAUUACGUUUGGUUGAACUAGCUAUUCAGGUAUCAUAUUAAUGCACAUUAUCACCUAUUUUAUUGUUUUUAAAUGUUAAUACGUAUUAGAAACUAAAAAUGUUUUUUUUAAAUUAUAGAACUUGGUAGAAUUAACUAAUGACAAACUUAACCAUAGUGUACUUAAAGUUGUAUACAAAGAUGAAGAUACAUUGAAACUUCCUGAUGAAUUGAAACAAAGAGUUUCUUUACCAGAUAUACCAUUAACACCAAGAGAAAGAGAAAUAUUAGAACAAACCUGUAAUCAUUCAUUUGAUACUGUUGAUAGUACACCUCCAUCAAAGCCUCCUUUACCCGAUCGGUAAAAUUAAUACCUUUCCAAAAUAAGUACAAUAUAUUAUUAUUAAACUAUGUAAAUAAUUUCUAUUUAGAACGUGGUUAAAAAAUGCUGACCAAAGCAAUUCUCCUCCUCCUUUGCCACCUAAACGUCGUACUGGACCCAAUAACACCAAGCAUACUUUAUGUAACUUAUCGUUGGAGCCAUUAAGUCUUUCUGAUAGGUCUUCAUCGAUUGGUUCCCUAGACUCAAUUUUGAAUGAUGAUGAAGUUAACAAUGUUAUGUCUAAUGAUGAUAGUUCAUUUUUAACUAGUAAACUAAUAGUAAUAUUAAUUUAGUGAAUAAAAAUAUUAAAUUUGUGUUUGAUUUUCAGAUGAUGUUAAUCAUUUAUGUGGAUAUUGUAAUUGUUCUUCUAGUUCAGCUUCUGUAGACCAAGGCAAUGAAAAACGAAUAUCACCAUUUUCUGAAUAUCCACCACAACAUGGUAAGUAUUUUUAUUAAAUUUGAAUUGGUAAUGUUCAACUAAAUAAUUAUAAUACUUAGUUUUUGAAGAGUUUAAUGAUGUAAAGUUAUUAGUUAUUACAAAAAGAAAGUUUACUUAAUUUUACUUUAAAUACAAUUGUACAUAUCUAAAAGAAAACCAUAUACUACUGUUAAAUUAGCAAUGGUAGAAAAGAAAACUGCAUUUAUUCAUCAAGCUUCUAAUCAAGUUUGGACACAUUCCAAAAACACUAUUUCUACUAUGCAACAAAUUACUUUGGAUAAAAUUUCUAAUAGAACUUUUAUAACAAAUGAAAUUAAUUGUUCAACAUCAAAUGAUGAAGUAAUUGUUUUUUAUACUUAAUAUAAAAUUAGUGUUUAUAUUUAAAUCAUUACAAAUUUUAAUUUUCUUAGAUUCCACCACCAGUACCUGAAAAAAAACGAAUAAUUAGACAAAGGUUGAGAUCAACUUAUGACAAUUUAUCUAUGGAUGAAAUGGCAACACAAUAUAACUUCCAUAGAAACAACAGCCACUGCAGUAUUCAGGCUUCUUUAACACACACUGCAUCACUUGAUAAUCCUGCAGCUGAUUCUUCAAAUCCACCACCAUUACCAUUGAAAAAAAAACAUAGUAAGUUAUAUUUAAAUUAGAUUUCUUUUAUUCUAAGAUUAAGAAUCAACAUGCUCAUUAGUUUUUCAAAAUGUUUAAUCAACUUCUCUAAAUUUUCGUCAUAUUAAAAAAUUUUUGCUUUGUAAAACAAUUCUGUUUUUAAUUUAGCAUCUCAAAAUUAGUAUUUAUCUCUACGAUUUGUUUAUAUUUUUUUGAAUUCACUAAUUUAUAAUCAUAAAUUCUAGUAGUAAUGUAAUUUCAUGAGUACACAAAUUACUAAGAAAUGUAUUUUAAAUUGCUUGAAUAUAUUCUGUAAUAAUUCCUUGGAUAUUUUUUGAAUUAUAGCCUAUAAAAAUCAACAUAAUGUGUAAAAGAAGGUUAAAAAUAAUUAAUAUAUUUGAUAUAGUAAUUAAUGCCUAUAUAAUUUUUAACUUGCCAACAAAAAAUAUGUAUAAUCUAAUAAUAACAAUAAUAAAUUGGAUUCAAGAUGAUAAUAAUUAUCAAAUAAAAUUAUGAAUAACUAUGACUAAAUAAUUUAUUUUUCUUUAGUGUUUCAUUCAGUGGCCUAUUCUGGUAAGAUAUUCUAGUAUAUAUGUUUUUAUAUAUAUAUAUAGGUUUUUUUUGUGCAUGUGAGUUAUAGUUUAGUUUGAAGAAAAAUUUGAAAGUAAUAUUAGUGUAUUUAGCAUUUUAUACUUAUCUAAUUGACUUAUACAAUUUUAUUAAAUUAUCAUUGCAGUAAUGGCGUACAUGGAAAUGUUUGGUAAUUGUUCACAUGGAAAUACUACAGAAUUUUUGCGUCAUUCUGUUCAUACAUACACAAUGCUUCAUCAAAGUAAUUGGCAUUCACCUCAAAAAUAUCAAAGCGAAAUCCAAAAUUACAGCGUUGAAAAUUCUUGUCAACAAUAUUAUUUUGCUGAGUAAAUAUUUAAUUAUUAAUACUGAAAAUGUAUUAAAGUAUUAAUUUUAACAAAUUUUUCAUAAUUUCAGUGAGUCUGGUCCACCAGCAUUACCACCUAAACGAGGUAAAAUAAUGGCAUCUCCUUAUAAAGAAAUAACACAGCCUAAUUCUCCAAAUAAAGUAUAUAUUACAGAUGUUAGUUCAACUCCAAUUGAAGCUCAGUGCCUAGAAAUUCAGUAAGUGCUUACAAAAGUUGAUAUGCUUUAUUUAUAUAUUUAAAAUGGCUGCAGACUUAUUGAGGACCAUUUAGCAGACAAACAUAGUGCUUCGUGAUCCGUAUUAUUUAUUUAAGUAAAACUAUACAGUGAUUACAUAUUAGAAGGAUAUCGCAAUGAUUUUUAACAAUAAUAAAGGGUGGUAAAUAGUGCUCGGCACUUCUUUCACAAAAAAACUCUUAGAAACAUCAAAAAACCACUUCAAAUGAAUAUAAGAACAAAUGGUAGAAUUUAAAUUAAGUACAAUUUCUUAACACAACACUAAGGAUUAACAAAAAUUAAUUUUGUUUAAAUAUAAUCCUAUGCAUAUAACUGAGUUAAUAUUUAGUGUAGCAUUGUAUUUAAUAAAUUAGAGCUGUUAGAGGAUAGAUAUUUAAACCCUACUACCGUUUUUGCUUUUUUAAAUACAGUAGGACCUCGAUAAGUUAAAAUUCAUGGUAAGAGAAAUACAAUUUUUUCAACUUAUCGAGGUUUCACUGUAUUUUUAAUGUCUUUGAUGUUUUUAAAUGAUAUUUUUUUUUUUGGAAUUUUAAAAGACCACGAAAGGAAAUAAAACAACAAAUUCUUAAAAAAAAAAAAAAUUCUUAAUUAUAGAAAACCAGAAGUCCAAACUAAACUUGUCUACGACUUUUCGUUAGCAAGUUACAGUCAUUUAAAGUUAGCGCGUGACUGCCUAUAUAUUGUGCCAUUUAUAUUAACUGUAUCGUUGUGACUAUGCCACUAUAAUUGUUAUUAUUAUAAGAUAUAUUAUUAUGACAUUAAGUUAAAUAGAAAAUUAUGAACUUUAAAAAUAUCUCUAAGACCCAACCCGGUAUAUAUUAUAUAUUAAAUAUUACGCUCAUAAUAAUGGCUAAAUAAAGUUGAAGAUAUAAUAUUUACAUGUAUAAACAUCACGAGAAUAGAUUCUAUGUUGUCAUGUGUCAACUUCAAAUGCCGGUAUUUCGCCAACAAAACAUCGUAAACAUUUUCAGUUUGAUCUAUUAUUUUUUUAACAUAGAGUACUAUUUUUUUAAACAUAAGAAAAAAUAUUAAUUUCUUUCCUUUCAUGGUCAUUUAAGUGCAACAAGUUUCAAGCCUAAGUGAUCAAUAUUCCAUAAGAAUACUUGCAUCAAAAAGUGUACAAUUUUUAUUGUCAUGCUUUCCAUUAAUUUAUUCACAAGAAAAAAAAAAUCUAAAACUUGUAAUAAAUUUUUGACCCAUAUCCCCUUAGUCCAAUCAACUUAUCAUUUAUGAUGGAAAAAUUAUUUACACUAUAUAUGAUUAAAAAUUAUCUAAUCAUGACAUUUUUAAAUAUCAUGCACUUAUUUUCUUCUUCUUUAGUAUACAACCUUUAAAGUCUUAAUGUCAAAAAAAUUUUCUGCAACUUCCCUCUAUCCAUUGCCAAUUCUCCUCAGGUUUUAUAAUAUAAACUAAAAAGUAAUUAAUAAUGAAAAAUGUUAACAAUAAUAAUUGCUCACAUUUAUCAUGAUAGUAUUGAAAUUGAAUAAGAAUAUGAGAAAUGAUAACAUACAUUGAAGCUUUAAUGAAAUAUGAAAUAAAUAAAAAUAAAAUGAAAGAGUGUACUACAAAGAGCUUUUACCACACAAGCUAAUGUAUGAAAGGAACUAAAAAAAAAUGUUUUUCUAUUAUAACAUUUUAGGAUAAACAUAUUUCUAAAAUGUUACCUUACACUUUUUUGGCAGUGAAACCACUACCAACUUUUAAUUUUCUAAUGACAGCCUGUAUUAUAAUUCCUUGAAAUUAUGAAGUUUUAGUGUAAAUAGUUUUAAUUUCCAUCAGUUUGCAAGAUAUUUCAUUCUAAAUUUGGUAAUUUUGUUGGUAUAGAGAGAGUAGUAGAGAUAAUCAGUAUCCAGAUACUAACAUUACAUAAAAGAUGAAGGUAUCACUACUCUCUCCCUACCAAUCAAUUUAUCAACCUUAAUGAUCAGACGAAAAUUAAAAUUUUAAAAACUAAAAUUUUAAAUUUUUAUGGAUUAUUUUACUUAGGUUGCCAUUUUAAAUUUAAAAGUUAUUAGUGAUUUUACUACUAAAAUUAAGUAUAAAAAAGAAAAAGAAAAGACAGCUUAACAUUUUAGAACUGUGUGUAUCUUAAAUGUAAAACAAAUUAUGAAAAAUGUAUACAUUUUCUUAAAAAGAAGAUAAAUUAGCUUGUUAAGUAAAAAUUAAAAUAAAAUUUAUAUAUACAUAUAGUAUUUAUAAACUGCGCAUAUUAAUAAUAAUAAAUUUAUAUAUAUAUAUAGUAUUUAGUUUUGAAGUUAAAAUCAAUGUUUGAUUUAUUAAAUAUGACUUAUGUUGUAUAGGGAUGUUUUAUCAAAUAUUACGGAACCUUCACAUACCAAUAUUAGUGAAGUUAACAUAAUGGAAGAAUUAAAUGUCUCUCAAUGGUUGGUAUUUAAAAAACCAGAAGAAGAAGGGCCUCUUGUUCGUGGUGGACAUGCAGAUGCUCUUGUUGUUCAUGCUACUAAUGCUGUUAAAAAUGGUAUAAAUUUUAAUUUGGGUGUAUUAUAUAAUAUAAAUAUACCUCAUACAUUUUAAUCAUUAUUUUAAUUUUAGAUUUUAUGUAUCAAGAAGCCUUUUUAACGACCUAUAGAACAUUUAUAUCACCUUUAGACUUAAUACAAAAACUGUGUAUGCGACAUCAAAGAUUUCAAAACUCUGGUGAUUUAAAUAGACAAAGAGCAAGUCGAGAAUCGUUUUCAUUAUUAGUUAGAGUAGUUAGUGAUUUAACGUAAGUUGUAUUGGACAAAUUUUAAAAAAAAUAUGAAGUAUAUUUUUUAAUAUGCUAUUUAUUGAUUACAGUUUAACAGACUUAGAUAAUAAAGUACUUCAAAUUUUAAUGGAAUUUGUGUACCAAUUAUUGUGUGCUGGUGAUUUGACUAUGGCAAAAGCUCUCAGGGUAAAGCUUUUAGAAAGAUACGAAGCAAAAUUAAUGCACACUACUUCAAUUAAUGCUCUUUUACCAUCUCAAAAUAUAUAUACUCGUCAAGCUAAUUUAUUAAACUAUAAGUCGGAACUAAUUGCUGAACAAAUGACUAUGUUGGAUUCAGAAUUAUUUAUGAAAAUUGAAAUACCCGAAGUUUUGAUAUGGGUUAAGGAGCAAAACGAAGAGCGUAGUCCAAAUCUCACUGAAUUUACAGAACAUUUUAAUAAAAUGUCAUACUGGUUUGUAUUAUUAAAAAAUUAAUAAAAGUAAUAUGAUUUAUUGUAUAAUAUAAUUGUACUUUUUAGGGCAAGAUCACGGAUUUUAGAACAAAAUGAAGCUAAAGAUCGUGAACGUUAUGUGUUAAAAUUUAUCAAAAUAAUGAAAAGCUUACGAAAAAUGAAUAAUUUUAAUUCGUAUUUAGCAUUAUUAUCUGCUUUAGAUAGUGCACCUAUUAGACGUCUGGAAUGGCAGAAAUCCAUUACUGAAUGCUUAAAAGAAUAUUGUGCUCUAAUUGAUAGCUCUUCAAGUUUUAGAGCUUAUAGACAAGCUUUAGCUGAAACCAAUCCUCCUUGCAUCCCUUAUAUGUAAGAACAUUUUUCUAAUUUUCAUAUAUACCUCAUAUUUUCUCCAUUUUAAAAAAAAAAAUUGGUAAUAAUUGAUUUCAUUAACUUUAAAAAUGAAAAUCUAUUUACUUAACUAAUUUUUUACACUAUUGUAUUACAUAGAAUCAAAAUUGAAAUUGUAUUAUAGUAUUAUUCGAAGAGAAAUUAAAUUUGGUGGUUUUUAUAGAAAAUUACGUAAUUAAUGUUUAUCAUUUAUUUUUAAUAACAUUUAAAAAAAAUUUUAACCAUGAAAUAGUUGUUCAUAUAUAACUGUGAAUAUUUUAAAUAAUUUUGAUCUCUAUAAUUAUAGAAUCAUUUAAAAUUUAAAUGACAAUAUUUAAUAGACAAUAGUUGAAUAUUUACUAUACAUCAUUAUUUUACCAAAAAGUAAUAUAUUUUUAAUCAUUUGUAAUAAAAAAGUAUUCAUCAAUGUAUUCAUAUAGUGCUAAAUAAUAGUGUUUAAUAGUGUUUUGUUAUAAGAGCAAACAUUAUUUAUUAUGAAAAUUUUAAUUCUUUCUAAAUGUUUAAAGUUUAUAAUAAUAUAUUUAAACUUAAAAUGAGGAUAACAUUUGUAGUUCUAUUAUCUUUUUUUUUUUGAUUUAUGAAUUAAAUAUUGUGAUUUGAAUAGCAAUAUUUUAGACCCGGCUUAAGAAAAAAAACUAAUUUUUUUUUAUUAAAAUCUAUAUUUUUAACUUAACCUACUCAUUGGUGAUUACACCAAAUAAUUUAUAAUUUAAAUUUAUUUCUAUUUUAUUUCAGAGGACUAGUUUUACAAGAUUUAACAUUUGUACACAUUGGCAACAACGAUUAUAUAUCUGAUAAUAUAAUCAAUUUUUCUAAAAGAUGGCAACAAUUUAAUAUUGUUGAAAAUAUGAAAAGAUUUAAAAAGGGGUAAGUAUUUUUAAUUGUGUUAUUGUGUUUAAAUGAUUUAUUCUAAAAACAUGUUUAUAGAUGCUACAAUUUCAAAAAGCAUGAUCAUAUCAUUGCAUUCUUCAAUAAUUUUGAUGAAUUUCUAUGCGAAGAAGCCAUGUGGCAAAUAAGUGAAAGUAUCAAACCAAGAGGAAGUAAAAAGACUUCUUAAAAUUAUAAUUUUAAUAUAAUUGCUUGUAAAUUUGGAUAAAUUUACAUAACUGUUUUUAUCAUGAGCAUUAGUAAGGGAACUAAUAAUUAUAUUAUAAUAAUAAAUUUGGGCUCUCUUGCAACCACUUCUUUAAGUAUUGAAAUGGCCCCAUACGAUUCGAACCCUGUAUCGUUGAACUGAAAGGAAAAUGAACCUUAACAUGAGAAGGUAUUUUUAGCUAAUAUUUAAAAGGACCCUACACAGGUAUUUACCAUUUGUCUAUCAAUUGGCAGUAUAGAAGCAAAAUGUUUUUAUACUUACAACAGUACUUUGACUCUAAUAAUUUAACUUAAAACAAAAAUUAUUAUAUCAAAUUAAAGAGAACAUAUUUUCAGAGAGGAUUUUUUCACUAAUACAAUUUUUUUUAAAACAUUGAAAUAGAAACAGAUUUUUAGAUUCUGAGCGAAGUGAAGAUUGUUUUUGUUUUACAAUUAAUACAUUUUUAUAUAUAUACAGUGUACACAAUUUUUACUAGCAAUUUUGCUCCGAUUUUCAAGUGUAACACCUUUUCUGAUUGUAAAUUUGAUCUAGUUCGUACUUUAAACAGGUCAUAACUUUUUUAAUUUUCCAAGCAGUUUUUUUAAUAAUUCAGUUAAAAAUGUUUAUAGAGACUUAAAAAUUUGAACAGAAAACUUAUAUUUGAGAUUAUUGUUGCAUACAGAUAUACAUUAAAUUGCCCUCUAUAUCCUAUAUUCACAACUUCUCACCUAUAACAGUGGUCCACCCAUCAUGCGAAAUAUAUUUUUUAAGAGUCAUAUUCAAAAAUUCCUCUGUGAAAUUAUGAAAUUAUAGUUAAUGUUAUAGUAUUUUUUAAAAAUAAUUAAUGCAUUUUUAAUUUAAGUCUACCAGUGCCCAAGUAAUAUUAAAAGUAUGAAAACUAGUAUUCCUAUAUUAGCCAUUAGAUUGACAGAGACAGCAAAUGUUGGUGUAGCAUCCUAUUAAUAGGUUUUUACAGAUAACCUAAAACUGUAGGAAAUUGUGCCAUUCAAUUUUUUUUUUUAUCAAACAAUGAUUGGUCAGAUAUUUUUUUUUAAUUUCAAAAUAAUACAACUUCUGUACUGUGAUAAAUCAAUCAAAAUCAGUACUUACUUAUCAUUAUAUUUGUAUAAUCGAUCAGCUUUAUAAAAUUAUUAUAUUUUUGGUAAAUUUUUUUGUAAUACUUUACCUUUCUUUAGUACAAUAUUAUUAUGAAUAAUUUAAUAGGAUCAAAUUUUUAAGUUAUAACAAGGUAUUUAAUAAUUUAUUAUUAAAAUAGAGUUUAGUAAAUAUCUAGUCAUUUUUAUCUGAAACUAUAUUUAACUGCGCUGUUUUAGUUGAAUGGUUAACUUAUUUAUUACCUAUAACUUUAUUUUUUUUAUUUUUGAAUGUUGUAUCUACAUCUUUAUUAUUUUAUUAAUCUAUUGAAUAGAAUAACUGUAUUAUUAAUUAUCAUAUUUACAAUUGAAAUUGUUCAUUGAAAACAAUAUUGAUCUUUUUGCAACGUCCAAAUUAAUGACAACCAUAAUGAUAAAAUAUUAUACGUAUACCAAUGGUUUAAAUAUCUUAUACUUUAUUUUAAUGACUAGUUUUUAACUACACCAAAUAGUCAUAAUAAUUUUAAUAAUUUUAUAGUUUAUUUCUUCAAAAUACAGAUUUGUUAAAAAAAUUUAACUGAUAUAACAUCAAUAAUCAUUAACAAUCCUGUGAAUAUUUUUAAUCACACAUAAAUUUUUAAUUUUGAAAUAAUAUAAUUUUUCAUAAUUUGUGUAUAAUUUAAUUUAAAUUCUAAAAGAAUGCAGCAGAUAACUAUUUAAUUUACAUUUUUUACUUUUUAUUAGAGACAAUAAUUAUUUUGAACAAAAAAUAUUAUGAGCUCCAUUCUGGAUUGAUAUUUGAAUACCUACCAUAGUUAUUAUUAUGUUCAAAUUUAAAUGAUCUUUCACUGUCAUCUGUAUCAUACCCAAAACCAUGAUCUAUCUAUAAAUUAAACAAUUUGUUACUUUUUUUUCAUUAAAUAUAAAUAAUUUUUACUAUCAAUACUUAUAUUAUAUCAGUUAUAACAAAAAUAUUGUUCUCUCUUGGAUUCCGUAUUAACAUUUAUUUCUAUUAACUAUGUAUAAUUUUUCUAAAAACCUUAAAUGUCAAUUGUUGAAUAAAUACAAUAAUUUUUUUUUUUUAAAUAAAAAUAGAAUGAUCAAUUCUAGUUCCUAUUUAUUUAUUAUUAUUUUUUAUAUAAAAAUGAUUUAAGUUUUAUUUAAUUAUUUGAUAACUUUAAAGUUAAUUGUACAAAAAUUGAAUGCCAAAUUAGCCGUAGAGGCAUAGACAUUGAUUAAAAAGAUAAAAUAUAAGAUUAUUGCCUCUCAUUAUUAUUUAAAAAUUAUUUUACUAUUAUUGUAUUAUAAAUGAAUAAAUCUUGAAACAAUUUGAAACAAUACUUUAACGAAGACUUAUAAAUUAAUAAUCUUGAACAAUUAAUUUCUAUUCUAGAAAUAAUCUAGAAUUUUAGUAAAAAUCUUGGUUUUAACAUAGGUACCAAUUAAAAUUACUAAAGUAUUGAGUAUAUUACUCAUAUUUGUAUUAUGUAUACAUAAUAUAAUUUUUUAAAUGGAAAAAAAAACCCUCUAAAAUAUAUAAAUAUGUUUAUAGUUUACCACUCAUUUGUCCGUAUUAAGUAAAACAAAACCAGGUGCAUGAUUUUAAUAAUUUUCUAAGUUAUAGCAUAUUUAGAGACUUAAUGACUGUGUCUAUAUCAGUGUUAUAAGUGCAUAUAUUUGGGUCAAGAAUGUAAUUAGUAUAAGAAAAUAAAUGUUUAUUUCUAAAAUUUAUCAUACUAUUUGUAUGGUUUUUGUUGCUUAAUUGCUUUAAGUAUUAGUUUUAAUUAUUCAAAAUUUGCUGAAACAAGAGAAACAUAGUAUAAUGCUCUGCAUCUUUUGAUCCUAAUUAAUCCACAAAAGAAAAGCAUAUCUAAUGUUUAUUAUUAUGAUCAUAUCAUUAAAAUAAGAGAAAUGUAUUAUUUUUUUUUUAAUAUUUUAAAUUAAAUUUUUCAUCUGUUAUCACUUCAUUUAAUCUAGAAAUAUAAAUUUUAUAAUAAUGACUUGAUCUAUGUUGCUACUAGACAAUAUAUCAUUUUAUAACUUUGUUAUUUUUUAACAUCUAUUUAAACUUUAUUUGUCCGGCCUUUGUACAAAAUAUUAUAGCUGUUUUUGAGGCAAUUACUUAACAUUUGCAGUACAUUUUUUUAGGAAAUACCAAGUUAAAUAGAUACAUAGAUAAGAUAAAUAUAUUGUAAUAAGCUGUAUAUUUUGUUCUUUGUUAAAAUAAAUUGUAUAGUAAUGUAUUUGUAAUUUGUAAAAGGUAAAAAUGUUUUAGAAAUGCAGUAUUUAUUUGUAAUAGAAUAUAUAUUAUUUAAAGUGAUUUGUUUAUACUAAGCUCAAAGGAGAACUCUCUAACAUUUUUGUUUUUUCAUAAUAUUACAUUGUCAUACUAAAUAAUAUUCCUGAAAUUGUGUAGUUGACCCAUUUACAAAAUAAAUAAGUUGUGUUAUAAAAUGUUGUGUUGUUUUUAUUUUUGAUAUUGACAGUUUACAACACCAACCUAAAUUUUAAGUUUUUUAAAUUGUUGUAUUAAAAUAGUUAAAAUUGAAUUCAUAUUAUCUGCAUAGAAUAAGUUAAAAUGAAAUAUGUAUUUGCAAAAUUGUAAACACUUGAAAAUAAAAAAUUGUAUUGUCAC